AUGUCCUGUGGAGGACGAACACCCAAGAGCGAGUCAAGCCAUAAAGGGGACCAUGUCGAGCUUCCCACAUCCUCGACUGAAUCGGGAAAAACAAGACCUCAUAGAAGUGAGGAAAAGCACGAGAAGUCAAAAUUACCUUCUUCGGAAAAGAAGGAGCAUGAGGAUCAGAAAUUGCCUGGAGCAGUGCAGCAGCCACAUCCAGCUGCCGAUGAGGGUAAACAAGGAGGCAAUGACGGCUACGAGUCUUGCCCUGACAUGACCCCAACACAGCUGGCAAAAGUAUUGGCAGAAAUGAAGUGA
Cylicocyclus nassatus is the source of this 300-nucleotide messenger RNA. The record is from the annotation of a GenBank genome assembly. NCBI's taxonomy places the organism in Eukaryota, Metazoa, Nematoda, Chromadorea, Rhabditida, Strongylidae.